AUGAUCGACAUCUCGGAGAUCCCCGCGCGACCUGAGCAGCUAACGACCAAGUUCCUGCAGCAAAUUCUAUCAACUUCUUUUCCAGCGCACCAAGUGGUCGAUUUCGAAUGGAAACCUAUGAAUAUUGGCGUGAUUGCACAAGUGGUGACCAUCGCCGUGGAGUUUGAAUACCGUGAUGGCUACAGUGCUGUAACACGGAUCAAACGACGCUUUGUGGGCAAGUUCCUGCGGCCCGAGUUCCCGUUCGAGUCCAUGUUUAUCGUAGAGUCUAAUUUCUAUGCCGAGUUCAUGAAGAAAGCACGCGACACGGCAGAUGGCCACCCAGCGGCCUUUGCCGAAUUCCCGUUCGCCAUUCCAAGAGCAAUUUAUACGUCCAAUGUGCUGAUUGUGAUGGAGUGUGUCGAGUCCGUGAAGACCUUUACGUGUGUGGAAGGAAGUCCGCCGCAGUAUAUACCCAUGUUGGUAACGAAGCUCGCUCAGAUGCAUACUCGCUUUUGGGAUCAUGACUGUGACGGGCUCGCAACACCGGCAGGAAUAGGCAGCCAGCUGACUGGUGAAGAGAAACGUUUGCGAUUCCCAGGUUGCUGGAAGGAGUUCGUUGAUGACAUCUCGCUCGAAAGCAGCGAAAAAGCUCAGCUGAUAUCAUUGUGUCAUCGAUUGAGCGAAAAGACCGACAUACUCGAAGCGUUGCACAAUGCGGUCGACCAUGGACCCUCUUCGUUAAUUCACGGUGACUGCCAUAUUGCCAAUAUGCUUGUCCCAGCGACUGGUUCUAACGAGGUCACGUGGCUCCUGGAUUGGGCGACGUGUGGAAAGGGCAAUCCACUGCGUGACCUUGCCUUCUUCUUCAUUGUGAGUGUGCGUGCGGAUCAUCGUCGAGAACAAGAAGACGAGUGCUUAAAGGUGUAUCACAAGGCACUUGAGACUGAAGCAGGUGCUGGGCGUUUGUCGCUGGAGGAGCUGCUUCGCUAUUACAAAAUGUGCGUGCUCAAUCAGUUCUUAAUCUUGGUCGUCUAUAACAGACUAAGCAAGAGUCUCGCGGCCAAGGCGACGACCCAGAAACUUUGCAUGGACCUGGACAACCAUUUCCGAGAAGUGAAUCGUCGCGCGUGCUUGAGUGUUUUGGACAACUGCAAAGAGAAGGAACUCGAGCGUCUGGAAGCUUGGUGUGCAUAA
This is a messenger RNA of Peronospora matthiolae, 1176 nucleotides long. The record is from the annotation of a GenBank genome assembly. NCBI's taxonomy places the organism in Eukaryota, Oomycota, Peronosporomycetes, Peronosporales, Peronosporaceae.